AUGGCCCCGACCUACGAGCAACCGCGCGCCGACCUCGACGUGACCCUCCCUCCUCGACCCUUCCUCGCCCCUCACACCGCCCUCGCCCCGCGCGCCUACACCCCGACCGCCCCCUUCGCACCCGCGUUCAACUCGGCCCUGACCGCCACCGCCUCGUUCGCCUUCUCGUACGUCAACCACUCUGUCGCCAACCUGGUCGAGUCGCGCGACUCUGGCCUCGCGGGCGCCUCGGGCGGCUGCGCUGCGGGCUUCAUCACCGGGCUGCGGUCUGGCUCUGUCCCCGCCGCCAUGGGCAUGUGCGCUUUCACCGGCGCGCUCGUCGGCACGUACGACCUCGCUGGCGGGCAGCUCGGGUGGGAAAAGGGCCGCAAGAUGCGCAGCGAGAGGGAGGAGGACCGCGUCAGGUUCUUCAAGAAGCGCGACGACGUCGAGGCGACCGAGGAGGCGUGA
This is a messenger RNA of Rhodotorula graminis WP1, 450 nucleotides long. RefSeq lists its product as uncharacterized. The coding region runs from base 1 to 450 and encodes 149 amino acids. The record is from RefSeq and is a predicted model, not a curated record. Gene Ontology annotation, biological process: mitochondrial respiratory chain complex I assembly. Lineage: Eukaryota; Fungi; Basidiomycota; Microbotryomycetes; Sporidiobolales; Sporidiobolaceae. The transcript is spliced from 3 exons.